AUGGCUACAGUCACGACUCAGAACAUGGCUUGGUCCAACAUGCCUACCCUUGCCCCUGUCCAGCUGCACUACUCUUAUGCCGCCCAGCCCUCUCAUAACCACCAGCAACACUCCCACCCCAGCUCUCCACACCGCAGCCAACACCAGCCAUACUACCAUCCUGCCUCCUCCGCGUCCGCUGUGCCGUCUUAUUGCAUCGAUGCUGCCCCAAGGAUGUCCUUCGAUGCCCUCCCUGCUUCUUCCGCCCGUGGUAGCUACGAGGCCUACGCAUCUGGCCCCUACUAUAGCACCGACGCUCACAUGCGCACUCAAAGCCACAGCAUGGAAGGACUCUACACAUCUCAGCAGCUUCCUGUCAAGAAGCGCACCCGCUCCAAGAUGUAUCCCUCGGAAGAAGCUCGUCAGGCAGCCAAGAUGGUUCAGGAGGCACGUCGACGCGAGCAGAAUCGAAACGCUCAGCGAAGAAUAAGGGAUAGGAAGGAGCAACAUAUCUUCAAGUUGCAAGGCGAAGUAUCAGCACUCCGCAGACAAGGCGAGGAAUUCCGGACAGAAGUUUCAGGACUCGAAGAAAUGAUCCGCCGCCUAUUCGACCAGAAAUCAGAACUGGUCCGCAAGCUUGGAGGCAUGGGUGUCACCGUAGACCUAGAGAUGGGUCGAUUUCCACCUAUACUCUCCGACCCUAACCGACUCUCACUCCGCAAACCCACGGAGUCGUUUGCUAGUAACAACGCGCUUGGACUCUCCUCCUUCUCUUCCUCUUCCUCGUGCGAACCUAGAUAA
Messenger RNA from Ustilago hordei, 780 nucleotides. RefSeq lists its product as uncharacterized. The record is from RefSeq and is a predicted model, not a curated record. Gene Ontology annotation, cellular component: RNA polymerase II transcription regulator complex. The transcript has 2 exons. NCBI's taxonomy places the organism in Eukaryota, Fungi, Basidiomycota, Ustilaginomycetes, Ustilaginales, Ustilaginaceae. Gene Ontology annotation, molecular function: DNA-binding transcription activator activity, RNA polymerase II-specific; transcription cis-regulatory region binding. The coding region runs from base 1 to 780 and encodes 259 amino acids.